Molecule: messenger RNA, 1959 nt
Organism: Ochotona curzoniae (black-lipped pika)
Lineage: Eukaryota; Metazoa; Chordata; Mammalia; Lagomorpha; Ochotonidae
Gene: NAAA
Product: N-acylethanolamine acid amidase
Exons: 11
Coding region: 417-1469 (350 amino acids)
Biological process (GO): fatty acid metabolic process
Cellular component (GO): lysosome
Molecular function (GO): fatty acid amide hydrolase activity
Source: RefSeq, a predicted model, not a curated record
AAAUGCAAGCAUGCCUCUUUGAACUCAGCCCGUUCCGUCGGUGAGUCUCUCGGGACACUCUGCUGAGGCAGGGAGCCACUGCUGUUCAAUCAAACUUUACAGAGGACAAACCGAGACUGGAAAAGCCAGGAAGGCGCCUGAACAGAGGCUCACACUUGGACCUGGUGACCUGCAGGCCGCGAGGACGGAGAUGAUGAGACGUGAUCGUCAUGGUGUACUCUCUUUAGGGGUGAUAGAGAGCCUUGAACACAAACAAGCAGUUUUCCAAGUUUUCCCUACAGUCAGAGCGGGCCGCGGGUGACAGGAGGGCGGAGCGCGCGCAGGUCCUGCCUCCAGGCCGCCCCGCCCCGGUUAAGCCACCGUCUCCUCGCGCUUCCCAGUCGCCCUCAGUGGCGGUGGCGACUGCAGCUCGAGCCAUGCAAGCUACCGUGCUGCUACUGCUGAUGCUGGCCGGGGGCUCGGCCGCAGUCUCGACCCCCAGCCCGCCGCUCUUCAACGUGAGCCUGGACGUGGCCCCGGAGCUUCGCUGGCUGCCCGUCCUGCGCCACUACGACCCGGAGCUGCUGCGCGCCGCGGUGGCGCAGGUCAUCGGGAGCAGAGUCCCCAAGUGGGUGCUGGCGCUGAUCGAAAGGAGCGCAUUGGAGCUGGUGCGCCUCCUGCCGCCGACGUUCACCGCCGAGAUCCGCGGCAUGAGCAACUUUAUGAACCUCAGCCUGGCCGACGGCCUCCUGGUCAACCUUGCCUACGAGUACUCGGCCUUCUGCACCAGCAUCGUGGCCCAAGACUCGAGGGGGCACAUUUACCAUGGCCGGAACCUGGAUUACCCCUUUGGAAAUGUGCUACGCAAGUUGACCGUGGAUGUGCAGUUCCUGAAGAACGGGCAGAUUGCGUUCAGAGGAACCACUUUUGUUGGCUACGUAGGAUUGUGGACCGGUCAAAGCCCACACAAGUUCACGGUUUCUGGCGACGAACGAGACAGAGGCUGGUGGUGGGAGAACCUGGUGGCGGCCCUGUUCCUGAGACACUCUCCCAUCAGCUGGCUCCUGCGCACAACUCUGAGUGAGGCAGAAAACUUCGAAGCAGCUGUUUACAGAUUGGCCAAGACACCCCUCAUUGCUGAUGUCUAUUACAUCGUUGGGGGCACGAGCCCCCGGGAGGGCGUGGUCAUCACGAGGAACAGAGGUGGCCCUGUUGACAUCUGGCCUCUAGACCCUCUCAAUGGAGCGUGGUUCCGAGUUGAGACAAAUUACGACCAUUGGAAGCCAGCGCCUAAGAGAGAUGACCGAAGAACACCUGCCAUCAAAGCUCUUAAUGCUACGGGGCAGGUGAACCUCAACCUGGAGACACUUUUCCAGGUUUUGUCAGUGGUUCCGGUUUAUAACAACUACACAGUUUAUACCACAGUAAUGAGCGCCGCCAUGCCAGACAAGUACAUGACCAGGGUCCGAAUCCAGCCUGAAAAUGAGUGACUUCUUGCUAGUGAAAUGUGUGAUGAGCUGCGUUUUCAAAAACUUAGACAAAGUGAAAGCAUCUUGUUCUUUUAGGAUCCAAACGAAUUCCUCCCUCAUUAAACUUUGCAGCCUGGUGCAAGAGGGGGAGCUUGCUUUGGAUUCGCUCCUCUUGCUGGUUUGCCUUGACCUUCCCCAGGAUUCUGUCACGCCCUGAGUGACAUGAAGAACUCUGCUGUCUGGGGUCGUGUCCUUGAACUUUGUUUCCGGCUUCUCCCUCUUUUCUCUGCCAUGCACCUGUCCAGGAAGCAAGGAGCCCCCUGGUUCCUUGUGAGAGCUUCUGGCAGAGACUAAAGGAAAAGCUCCUUUCAGAAGACAUGAAAAACGCAAGUUUGAAGACAGGCUGGUCAAAAUGGUGUUAAUCUGACCUCAGACCAUAUAAUUCCAUGUAAUGGGAUUCCUAUUUUUUAUAAAUUUUUUUUAAAAAAAUAAAAUAAACUCCUUUUAUUCU